Molecule: messenger RNA, 1138 nt
Organism: Thalassophryne amazonica
Lineage: Eukaryota; Metazoa; Chordata; Actinopteri; Batrachoidiformes; Batrachoididae
Product: CD209 antigen-like protein E
Exons: 5
Coding region: 1-789 (262 amino acids)
Source: RefSeq, a predicted model, not a curated record
AUGUCAGUGGCUUUCACCAGCAUGUCAGAGGAGGUUGGAGUAGAUAAAUGGAAUCUGAUGUCCAGUGAUGACAGAUCCACACGGCAGAGGCAGAUCCCGGAGCUCAGUGUGGUGGACUAUGGCUGUCGCAUUGUGUCUGGAGCUGCUGUGUAUUAUUUUGUUGGCUGUCCUCCUAGCUUCAUGGCCCAAAGUGAGCAUCACUGGCUCCAAUUACAAAGCAGCUACAACGACCUCUUCGAAAGCAGAAAUCGGUUACAGGCACAAUACUUCAAUGUCAAUGUGGAGAGAAAUGCCCUGAAAAAUGAGAGAGACCAGGUGAAGACUGAUUACAACAACUUGAACAAACGGAUGGUGACGCUGCAGGAAGAUUAUAACACAGUGGUUGCACAACGUUUUAAUGAAACAGAAGCACCUUGCAUCCUGGGAUGGAUCUGGUACAACUUAAAGUGCUACUAUGUCUCUCCGAAAGGAAUGACCAAAACCUGGCAAGAUGCACAGAGGAACUGUGUUGAUCAAGGAGCUCACCUGGUGAUUAUAUCCUCCCAACAAGAGCAGGACUUUGUCACCAGUUUCUAUGACAGAACCUGGAUUGGACUGAAUGACAAGGAGACGGAGAGCAAAUUCAAAUGGGUAGACGGGACUCCCCUGCAAGGGCAGCAAUUCUGGCAGUCAGGAGAGCCCAACGACAACGAGGGAGGUGAGGAUUGUGUGGAGGCAUCACGUAAUGGAGAUGGAUGGAAUGACUUGCCCUGUCGUUUGCGCUUUUCUUGGAUAUGUGAGCGCUCAUGAGCAGUAACAACUAGAGAGGCACUCAAAGAGCACAUACUUCCGCCAAGGUCCAAUAAACCCCUGAUAAAAUUUAUAAUGCAAUUACCAACACUUUUACUGUCUCAUUAAGUAAUGUUAAUAACCAUUUCAUAAGGGUUAUAAUAACCUUAUUACGUUAACUAUGGCUUAUUAAUUAAUUAAAAAGGCUUUAAUAUCAAAGCAUUACCAUUCGUUUCAAUGUUAUAUGAAAAUGUUUUUUUUAUGUCUAUCAUGUAAUUAAUACACUAAAAUAUAUAAAUGUGAGAUACUGAAAUACUUUAAUAAGCUUUGCACUGUUGCUUAAUAUUUGCUUCUGCUUUAACCAGUAGUA